Molecule: messenger RNA, 2646 nt
Organism: Manis pentadactyla (Chinese pangolin)
Lineage: Eukaryota; Metazoa; Chordata; Mammalia; Pholidota; Manidae
Gene: OS9
Product: OS9 endoplasmic reticulum lectin
Exons: 15
Coding region: 29-2038 (669 amino acids)
Biological process (GO): retrograde protein transport, ER to cytosol; endoplasmic reticulum unfolded protein response
Cellular component (GO): endoplasmic reticulum lumen
Source: RefSeq, a predicted model, not a curated record
UUGCUCCGGCUCCGAAGGGGAACGGAAGAUGGCGGCAGAGGCGGUGCUGUCCGGUGUGCUGGGGCUGCUGCUUCUGGGGCUCCUGUUACCCGCAAGUCUGACCGGCGGCGUCGGGAGCCUGAACUUGGAGGAGCUAAGUGAGAUGCGUUACGGGAUCGAGAUCCUGCCAUUGCCUGUCAUGGGAGGACAGAGCCAAGCUUCGGACGUGGUGAUUGUCUCCUCUAAAUACAAACAGCGCUAUGAAUGUCGCUUGCCAGCUGGGGCUAUUCACUUCCAGCGUGAAAGGGAGGAGGAGGCACCUGCUUACCAAGGGCCUGGGAUCCCUGAGUUGUUGGGUCCAAUGAAAGAUGCUCCCUGCCUGCUGAAGACUAAAGACUGGUGGACAUACGAAUUCUGUUAUGGACGCCACAUCCGGCAGUACCAUAUGGAAGAUUCAGAGAUCAAAGGUGAAGUCCUCUAUCUUGGCUACUACCAAUCGGCCUUCAACUGGGAUGAUGAAACAGCCAAGGCCUCCAAGCAGCAUCGCCUGAAACGCUACCACAGCCAGACCUAUGGCAAUGGGUCCAAGUGUGACCUCAAUGGGAGGCCCCGGGAGGCCGAGGUUCGGUUCCUCUGUGAUGAGGGUGCUGGUAUUUCUGGGGACUACAUUGAUCGUGUGGAUGAGCCCUUGUCCUGCUCUUAUGUGCUGACCAUUCGGACUCCUCGGCUCUGUCCCCACCCUCUUCUGCGGCCUCCACCAAGUGCUGCUCCCCAGGCCAUUCUCUGUCACCCUGCCCUGCAGCCUGAGGAGUACCUAGCCUAUAUUCAGAAGCAAGCUGCAGACUCAAAGCAGUAUGGAGAUAAAAUCAUAGAGGAGCUGCAAGACCUGGGCCCUCCAACAUGGAGUGAAACCAAGCCUGGGCUGGUGCCCCCAAAGAAAGCAGGGGCAAGCUCAUCCAAGGAUAAAGGCAAGGAAUCAGAUUUCUGGAAGAUGCUUCACGAGCCAGAGGACCAAGCUCCUGAAGGGGAGGAGGUGCAGGCUGAGCAGGAGCAGGAGCCAAACCUUGAGGCAGCAGAUGCAGCCCCAGGCUCUCCUGAUGAUUUUCAGAACAAUGUGCAAGUCAAAGUCAUUCGGAGCCCUGCAGAUUUGAUUCGAUUGAUAGAGGAGCUGAAAGGUGGAACGAAGAAGGGGAAGCCAAACGCUGGCCAAGAGCAGCCUGCAGCAGAUGCGGAAACCCCUCUCAGGGAACCAGAGCACAGGGAAGAGGGUGACACGCAGCAUCAGAACGAGGUAGAAGAAGAGGAGGAGGAUGAAGAGGAGGAGGAUGAAGAUGAGGAUGAGCAGCAGUUACUGGGAGAAUUUGAGAGGGAGCUGGAUGGGAUCCUGCUGCCCUCAGACCGAGCCCGGCUGCGGUCGGAGGUGAAGGCUGGCAUGGAGCGGGAGCUGGAGAACAUCGUGCAGGAGACAGAGAAGGAACUGGACCCAGACGGGCUAAAGAAGGAGUCGGAGCGUGAUCGGGCAAUGCUGGCCCUGACAUCCACUCUUAACAAACUCAUCAAGAGGCUGGAGGAAAAACAGAGCCCAGAGCUGCUGAAGAAGCACAAGCAAAGGAGGGUUGUCCCCCAAAAGCCUCCCCCUCCCCCACAACCAGCAGAGGAGGAUCCUGAGCACAGAGUCCGGGUCCGGGUCACCAAGCUCCGUCAUGGAGGCCCCAAUCAGGAUCUGACUGUCCUUGAGAUGAAACGGGAAAACCCACAGCUGAGACAAAUCGAGGGGCUGGUGAAAGAGCUGCUGGAGAGGGAGGGGCUCACGGCAGAAGGGAAGAUUGAGAUCAAAAUCGUCAGACCAGGGACUGAAGGGACUGAGGAGGAUGCUCGCUGGCUGACUGAUGAGGACACCAGAAACCUCAAGGAGAUUUUCUUCAAUAUCUUGGUGCAGGGAGCUGAGGAGGCGCGGAAGGAAAGGCAGCGGCAGCAAGAGCUGGAGGGCAAUUACCGCCGUGUGUGGGGCUCUGCGGGCAGGGAGGGCGCCGGGGACCUGGACGAGUUUGACUUCUGAGCCUCCCUGCCAUUGGCUGGCCAAGGAGUCCAGAGCCUUCCCAGACCGGCCCUGCCUCCUCCCCACGCCCACCCCCCAGCCCGGGGCCUAAAGGCAGAAGAGCAGAGCUGAGCUGUGGACCUGGCACCCCAGGGUCUGGAGGGCCAUGGGCAGAUUCUGCUGCAGCUGCUGAGAGCUGCCCUCCCCACCUUUGUGGGGGAGCUUUGCUCUGCAGGCUUCUCCCCACAUCCCCUUCCUUUCUGUCCCACCCCCCAUCAUGCCCUUUAGCUUGUUGGCUCCUUUCCCCUCCCCACCUAGAGACUAGGUGAGAUCUUGGGAGGGGAGUGGGGCAGGGAGAACAAAAGAGGGGGCAGUUCUGCAGCCCCCACACUGUUCCCUGUCCCCACUCACCUUAUCCCCUCCUCUUGGACUGGCUUGGGAUUCCUGCUCCUUUCCGUUUCUACACUGUCCCCUGUAAUCUGUGCUUCUGAAUUGAGGCUCCUUCACCUCUGUUGCUGAGGAAAUGGCAGAAAGCCACCCCUAACAUAUUCCAGUGAAAAGGGUGGUGUGCGGAACCACCCACCAUGUUCUUGAACAAUCAGGUUUCUAAAUAAAGGACUGGACCAUCA